This is a messenger RNA of Glarea lozoyensis ATCC 20868, 1329 nucleotides long. RefSeq lists its product as uncharacterized. The transcript is spliced from 2 exons. Bases 1 to 1329 code for a protein of 442 amino acids. The record is from RefSeq and is a predicted model, not a curated record. Gene Ontology annotation, molecular function: phosphatidylinositol binding. NCBI's taxonomy places the organism in Eukaryota, Fungi, Ascomycota, Leotiomycetes, Helotiales, Helotiaceae.
AUGUCUUCCUCUCAAUACCCACCCGAGAAAACAGAAGAACAUCCUCCUCCCCAACCACCAAGACCAAAAGCCGCUGCAGGAGAUGCUCCAUACAUACAACACCAAUAUCCUCCUAUCCCAGUCCCACAAUCAAGCUACGACCAGCAAUAUCAGUCAGUUCCUCAAUCUGGCCCGGGAUAUCAGAAUUCUUCAAAUGUACCUCCACCUCAAUACAACCCAAUUGGAACAGAACCUCAAUAUCAAUUCCCGCCACCACCUACUGGUGGUGGUCCACCAGGCCAACAUCAUCAAGAACAGUAUCAGCCAACAACCUGGACACCUCAGUAUGAUGGACCACCUGUCAUGACUCCGGCAACGGGGAUAGCCACUGAUGGAAAUCAUCAUGGCAAACCUUCUGCUUGGGAUAAAACUAGAAAUACUAGUAAAGCAGGUUUCGACAAGCUGUGGAACGGUUUCGAGAAACUCGGAGUGCCAGUAAAUAAACUCACAAAUAAGAUUGGCUCAGAGGCUUUCUGGCCGCAAAGCUUGGAUAAGGAAAGUGAUAAAUGUGCACGUAUUUUGAAAUCAUUUUGCAAGGAUGGAUUCUACUCCGAGCGCCCAACAGACCCCUCCAGACCAAAAGACGGACCUAAAGGAAAACCAAAAGUCCUCGUCAAAAUCCCAACCAAAGUAAUCAAAAACGCCGUCGCCCUCGCAAUCUUCACCACCAUGCGCACCGGUCUCUGGGUUUCCGGCGCCGGCGGCUCAGGUGUCCUGAUAUCUCGUCUCCCAGACGGCAGCUGGUCACCUCCUAGCGGUCUACUUAUCCACACCGCAGGCGUUGGAUUCAUGGCAGGCAUCGAUAUUUACGACUGCGUACUCGUGAUCAACACCCCCGAAGCCCUCGCGGCGUUCAAAAAAGUGCGACUUUCCCUCGGCGGAGAGAUCUCACUUGCAGCUGGCCCGAUCGGUAUUGGUGGACUCGGCGAGUACGAUCUGGGCGACCAGAAGAAUCGCAAGCCGGUGUGGACGUAUAUGAAGAGUCGUGGACUCUACGCCGGAGUGCAGAUAGAUGGGAGUAUCCUGAUUGAACGCAAUGAUGAGAAUGCGAGGUUCUAUGGGGAGAGGGUGCCCGCGAGUGAUAUUUUGGCGGGGAAGCUGAGGAGUGUGCCGGAGAGUACGAGAUUGUUGAUGGAGGUGCUGAAGGAGGCGGAGGGGCAGAGGAAUGUUGAUCAGGGGAUUCUAGGGCAGGUGCAUGAGGUGCCGCCGCCGGGGGAUAUGUUGCUUGAGAAGGGGGCGGAGCCGACUAAUGAUCAGAAGGAGCAGUUUGGUGGGGUUAGGUAUGGAUGA